AUGCUUGCUUGUAAGCCUUCUUCUAGUAUAAAGUUGACGUUGGAUUCUGAUGAGUCUGUUCUUGAAGAUAUCACAUCUUAUCGUCGUUUGGCAUCUCAUCUUCAUGCUGCUCAUAAGGUCCUUCACUACUUGAAAGGUACUGUCGGUUUGGAUCUCUUCUACUCAGCUGAAUCUGACUUAUUGUUGAAAGGAUUCACUGAUGCUGAUUGGAACUCCUGCUCCGAUACACGAAAGUCUACUACUAGCUUUUGUAUGUUUCUUGGUCCUUCCCUGAUUUCGUGGAAGUCUAAGAAACAACAAACGUCUUCUCACUCUUUGGCUGAAACUGAGUAUCGAGCUAUGGAGUUUGCAGUAAGGGAGAUUACUUGGCUUGUCAAUCUUUUGCAAGAGUUUCUUGUCAAACAACCUCACUUUGUGGCUUUCUACUGUGACUCAAAGGCAGCGAUACACAUUGCCAACAAUGCUGUUUUUCAUGAGAGGACUAAACACAUUGAGAAUGAUUUCCAUAUCGUUCGGGACAAGGUUCUUAGUGGUUUGAUCAAGACUUUGCACAUUACGACUGAGUAUCAACUUGCGGAUGUGUUCACUAAACCUUUGUUUCCUACUAAUUUCAAUUAUCUUAUUAGCAAGAUGUCGCUUCUAUCUAUAUACUCACCAUCUUGA
Messenger RNA from Microthlaspi erraticum, 663 nucleotides. The record is from the annotation of a GenBank genome assembly. NCBI's taxonomy places the organism in Eukaryota, Viridiplantae, Streptophyta, Magnoliopsida, Brassicales, Brassicaceae.